This is a messenger RNA of Acomys russatus (golden spiny mouse), 4137 nucleotides long. It is a transcript of the gene Plcb2, whose product is annotated as phospholipase C beta 2. The record is from RefSeq and is a predicted model, not a curated record. Gene Ontology annotation, molecular function: phosphatidylinositol-4,5-bisphosphate phospholipase C activity; calcium ion binding. NCBI's taxonomy places the organism in Eukaryota, Metazoa, Chordata, Mammalia, Rodentia, Muridae. The transcript has 32 exons. Bases 297 to 3842 code for a protein of 1181 amino acids. Gene Ontology annotation, biological process: lipid catabolic process; phosphatidylinositol-mediated signaling.
UCCCAGGAGGGAAGGCCAGCCCCCCUGGGCAGAAACAGCUAUUGCAGCCCCCCACUUCAGGCAAAGGAGGAGGCUCAUUUACAAGGCAGAUCAACCAGGGCCCUGCCUGAAGCUCUUGAGCCCUGUGUCCAGCCACUGCCACCCACUAGGCUAUAAGAACACCCCGACUUCCGGACCAGUGCUGGGCGGGUGGCAUGUGAGCUCAGCCUAGCUUCCCCUCCUGUGCACCCUCCUUCCUUCCCUCCUCCUGUCCGCUGGUAUUUGCCCAACAUCUCCAAAGAGGGACACUUGACAUUAUGUCUCUGCUCAACCCUGUCCUGUUGCCCCCUAACGUGAAGGCGUAUCUGAGCCAAGGGGAGCGCUUCAUCAAAUGGGACGAUGAAACUUCAAUAGCCUCCCCGGUUAUCCUACGUGUGGAUCCCAAGGGCUAUUACUUAUACUGGACCUAUCAGAGUAAGGAGAUGGAGUUUCUGGACGUCGCGAGCAUCCGAGACACUCGCUUUGGGAAGUUUGCCAAGAUGCCCAAGAGCCAGAAACUCCGGGAGGUCUUCAACAUGGACUUUCCAGAUAACCACUUCCUGCUGAAAACGUUCACGGUGGUGUCCGGCCCCGACAUGGUGGACCUCACUUUCCACAACUUUGUCUCUUACAAAGAGAACGUGGGAAAGGAUUGGGCAGAGGAUGUCCUGGCUCUCGCCAAACACCCGAUGACAGCCAACGCUCCCCGGAGCACUUUCCUAGACAAGAUCCUGGUGAAGCUGAAAAUACAACUCAACCCCGAGGGGAAGAUUCCUGUGAAGAAUUUUUUCCAGAUGUUUCCAGCCGACCGCAAACGUGUAGAAGCUGCCCUCAGUGCUUGUCACCUUGCGAAAGGCAAGAGUGAUGCUAUCAACCCCGAGGACUUCCCGGAAUCUGUGUACAAGAGCUUCCUCAUGAGCCUCUGUCCUCGGCCAGAAAUUGAUGAGAUCUUCACUUCUUACCACGCUAAAGCCAAACCCUACAUGACCAAGGACCACUUGACCAAAUUCAUCAAUCAGAAGCAGCGAGACUCCCGACUCAACUCCUUGCUCUUCCCGCCAGCCCGGCCUGAGCAGGUGCAGGCCUUGAUCGACAAGUACGAGCCCAGCGGCAUCAACGUGCAGAGGGGCCAGCUGUCACCAGAGGGCAUGGUCUGGUUUCUCUGUGGACCAGAGAACAGUGUGCUGGCCCACAAUGCACUGCUGCUCCACCAUGACAUGACGCAACCUCUGAAUCACUACUUCAUCAACUCAUCCCACAACACCUACCUGACAGCCGGCCAGUUUUCAGGCCUGUCCUCGGCCGAGAUGUACCGCCAGGUGCUGCUGUCUGGCUGCCGUUGUGUGGAGCUGGACUGUUGGAAGGGGAAACCCCCUGACGAGGAGCCCAUUAUCACCCAUGGCUUCACCAUGACCACAGAUAUCUUGUUCAAGGAAGCCAUCGAAGCCAUUGCGGAGAGUGCCUUUAAGACCUCCCCCUACCCCGUCAUCCUGUCAUUUGAAAACCAUGUGGACUCGCCCCGCCAACAGGCUAAGAUGGCUGAGUACUGCAGGACCAUGUUUGGAGAAACCUUGCUCACAGAACCCCUGGAAAAUUUUCCUCUGAAGCCCGGCGUCUCUUUGCCCAGCCCUGAGGAUCUCCGGGGCAAGAUCCUCAUUAAGAAUAAAAAGAACCAGUUUUCUAGGCCAGCGUCCCCUAGCAAGAAGCCUGGUGGGGUGGCGGAGGACAGCUGCCCAUCUAGUGUCCCUGUAGAAGAGGACACAGGAGUGUGGACCGCUGAAGACCGGGCUGAGGUGGAGGAGGUAGUGGUGGAAGAGGAGGAAGAGGAGGAGUCAGGAAACUUGGAUGAAGAAGAAAUAAAGAAGAUGCAGUCAGAUGAGGGCACAGCAGGCCUGGAGGUGACAGCUUAUGAGGAAAUGUCCAGCCUUGUCAAUUACAUCCAGCCCACCAAGUUUAUCUCCUUCGAGUUCUCUGCACAGAAGAACAGAAGUUAUGUCAUCUCAUCCUUCACGGAGCUCAAGGCCUAUGAGCUGCUCUCCAAGGCGUCCAUGCAGUUUGUGGACUAUAAUAAACGCCAGAUGAGCCGCGUGUACCCCAAGGGCACGCGCAUGGACUCUUCCAACUACAUGCCUCAGAUGUUCUGGAAUGCUGGAUGCCAGAUGGUUGCCCUCAAUUUCCAGACAAUGGACCUGCCCAUGCAGCAGAACAUGGCACUGUUUGAGUUCAACGGGCAGAGUGGCUACCUCCUCAAGCAUGAGUUCAUGCGCAGGCUGGACAAGCAAUUCAACCCCUUCUCGGUGGACCGCAUUGAUGUGGUGGUAGCCACCACCCUUUCCGUUACGGUGAUCUCUGGGCAGUUCCUGUCAGAGCGCAGUGUGCGCACCUAUGUGGAAGUGGAGCUGUUCGGCCUGCCAGGGGACCCCAAGAGACGUUAUCGCACCAAGCUGUCACCCACGGCUAACUCCAUCAAUCCUGUCUGGAAAGAGGAUCCCUUUGUCUUUGAGAAGAUCUUGAUGCCUGAGCUGGCCUCCCUCAGGAUAGCUGUGAUGGAAGAAGGUGGCAGGUUCCUCGGGCACCGAAUCAUUCCCGUCAAUGCCUUAAGUUCUGGAUACCACCACCUGUGUCUGCGCAGUGAGAGUAACAUGCCUCUUACCAUGCCUGCACUCUUUGUCUUCCUGGAGACGAAGGACUACGUACCUGACACGUGGGCAGAUCUUACGGUGGCUCUUGCCAACCCCAUCAAGUACUUCAGUGCCCAUGAUAAGAAGUCUCUGAAGAUUAAGGAGGUGAUGGGAAGUCUGCCUGAGCCCUCCUCAUCUGGGAUUCCUGUUGCCAGCCAGUCCAAUGGAGCAUUAGUCCCAGCAAGCAACGGGCCAACAGCACCUGGGACCAAGGCCAAGGAGGAAGCCACAAAAGAAGUGGCUGAACCACAGACUGCAAGCUUGGAGGAGCUGCAGGAGUUGAAGGGCCUGCUGAAGCUGCAGCGGAGACAUGAGAAGGAGCUUCGAGAGCUAGAGCGGCGUGGAGCCCGGCGCUGGGAGGAGCUGCUGCAUCGUGGCGUCGCACAGCUGGUGGAGCUCGGGACCCCAGCAGCGGGCUGCAAGCUCCGCCCCGGCAAGGGCUCCCGCAAGAAGAGGACCCUGCCCUGUGAGGAGAGCAUCAUCGUGGCGACGAGCGAGCUCCCCGAGGGCUCGGACCUGCGCGUGCGGGAGCUGAGAGACAGGCUGGAGCAGGAGCUGCAGCAGCAAGGCGAGGAGCAGUAUCGCUCUGUCCUCAAGCGCAAGGAGCAGCACGUGACCGAGCAAAUCGCCAAGAUGAUGGAGCUGGCCAGAGAGAAACAGGCUGCUGAACUCAAGACAUUCAAGGAGACCUCAGAAACUGACACCAAAGAGAUGAAGAAAAAACUGGAAGCCAAGAGGCUGGAACGGAUCCAAGCCAUGACCAAAGUCACCGCAGACAAAGUGGCCCAGGAGAGGCUCAAGAGAGAAAUUAACAACUCCCACAUCCAGGAAGUAGUACAGGCUGUCAAGCAGAUGACAGAGACUCUGGAGCGUCACCAGGAGAAGCUGGAAGAGAAGCAGACAGCCUGCCUGGAGCAGAUCCGGGUGAUGGAAAAGCAGUUCCAGGAGAAGGCGCUGGCCGAGUAUGAGGCCAAGAUGAAGGACCUGGAGACAGAAGUAAAGGAGUCAGUGAGGGCCUGCUUCAAGGCUUGCUUCCCGUCUGAGGCAGAGGACAAGCCUGAGAGGCCCUGCGAGGCCUCCAAGGUACUGUGUCCACAGGAACCACUUGUGAGCAAGGCAGACACCCAGGAGAGCCGCCUCUGAUGCCAGCAUCUCACUUGGACAUUUUAGCAAGGCUACUCACAUCCUUCUCUGCAACAUGGUCCCAUUCUCCGCGAGAAAAGAACCCUAAUACUUGGGAGGGGCUGUGGGAGCCUGGGGCUCCCUCGGAUGCUGCAGCCCCCUUCUCAGCCGGAAAAGGGCAGGAAUAAGAGACCAUUAGGGCAAGAGCUCACCUGGAACCUGAGUCUUUUCUAAGCUGGCCUCUUUUGUCCAUCUCACCUAUAGUGAGUGUCAUGUACUCGCUGAAGGUAAAGUUGUCUGGACCAAGAGAGAGGAA